GAGCCUCAGCUCAUGAUUGAUGUAUUUAUUAUCUUUAAAUCUUCGGUAUGGUGCGAGUAGCUUUGUUUGCCUCAAUUCCUUCAAGACAAUUCGUAUAUUGAUACUGGAUCUUUCAGAAGCAAGAUAAAUAGAAGAGCUAAUAGAUAUACCGUACAGUUCCUAAGGUGGGUAUAUAGUGCAUUUUUGGUAAUGGCCAGGCGAGCAAGGCUAGUGAGUGGUAUAUUGUGGGGUAAGCUCCCGAAGCGCAACAUCAAUUGAAGUUUCAACAGUACUCCAAAGUUUUUGGAAUUCUGAAGCUCCUCGACCUAUUUCAACCUUCACUCGAUCUCUAUACUUCAAAGUAGCAAUGUCGCGAAACGCAGCAGCUUCUGUCCUCCGAAGGGCUCUCCUCUAUGUGCCAUCAUCUUCACCCAAGUUUUUAGAGAAGUCCCGAGGUUUGAAAGUUGAUACUGUUGCGUAUGAUCUGGAGGAUUCGGUGACAUUGGGGAAUAAGGAAAUGGCAAGGAGAAAUAUAGUGGACUUUCUCAAGGGCGAAAGGCCGAAAGGUGUGGGAGAACUAGCUGUACGAAUCAAUUCCGUAUCAUCAGGCCUCGCUCUACAAGAUCUCACACAAGUCCUCAAAAGUCAACACCUUGACACUCUCGUAGUACCUAAAGUAAACUCGGCUUCCGAUCUCCACUUCAUAAAUGAUAUUCUUCGUCAUACCCUUCCCUCGCGACAUCCAUCUACUCCUGAAUCCACUUCGAAUCCAGUCAAAAUACUUGCUCUCAUAGAAUCUGCACAAUCUCUCAUAAAUCUCUCAUCGAUCUGUCAAGCAUCUCCCUACCUGCAUGGCCUAAUAUUCGCCGCGGAGGAUUUCUCUUUAGAUUUAAGCAUUACGCGAACACCUAGUCUAGACGAAUUUCUAUAUGCGAGAAGUCACAUAGCAACUUGUGCACGAGCAUUUAAUAUUCCAUCGACCAUUGAUUUAGUGUGUACUGCAUACCGGGGGAGUGAGGGACUAGCUCGUUUGGAAGAAGAAUCUCUUCAAGGAAAGGGUCUAGGGUUCAAUGGGAAACAAUGUAUACAUCCUUCCCAAGUGGACGUUGUUCAGAAAGCAUUUGCACCAGGGGAGAAAGAGGUAGAGUGGAGUGUACGAGUAGUCAUUGCGGAUGAAAAGGCGGAGAAGAAGGGGAAAGGGGCGUGGACAUUGGACAACAAAAUGAUUGAUGCUCCAGUCACAGGAAAGGCCAGAGAGGUAGUUAAGAGAGCAGAAUUGUGCGGUUUUGAUGUUGAAGCUAUGAGGGAAAAGUGGAAGGGCCAGGAACCCGAAUGAUAGGACAAGCAGUUCGACCUCUGUGUUUGCCAUUGACAGAUGACUUUUUCCGAAUCUUUUCAGCGAAAGACGUUCAUCCCAUCAUGCCUCAAGUCUCUGUAUGUACGUUAUUAUGCAGAAAGGUAUUUUUUAAAAGUAGAUGGCUAAACUCGUCCUCACCCAACCUACAUCAACCAUACUAAAUCUAUCCUCUUCUAGCUAUCACA
Botrytis cinerea B05.10 is the source of this 1521-nucleotide messenger RNA. RefSeq lists its product as hypothetical. Lineage: Eukaryota; Fungi; Ascomycota; Leotiomycetes; Helotiales; Sclerotiniaceae. The transcript is spliced from 3 exons. The record is from RefSeq and is a predicted model, not a curated record. Gene Ontology annotation, biological process: oxaloacetate metabolic process. Gene Ontology annotation, molecular function: magnesium ion binding; catalytic activity. Bases 347 to 1315 code for a protein of 322 amino acids.